UCAUCUCAGUUUUCAUUAAUCACCCACUCACUGAUCACUGGCCGCAACCUGCUUUAAUUGCCACUCAAGCGAAAUUAAAAAAAUACACCAAUAAUCAACGACACAAUGGAAAUUACUCAAUUUGUUGUACUUUUAUGUUUUACAAGCGUGUUUGCUGAUUCAUUAAUCGCAUCGAAUGAUGAAUGCAAUAGCGAUAAUUAUCCCUUCACUAAAAUUGGCAACAAGUAUUACUUAGUAAAUACAGGCAUGAAGAUGAAUUGGUUUGAAGCGGCACAUGUUUGUCGCACGUAUGACAGUGAUCUAGCUACAAUCGAAUCUGAGGCGGAAAUGAAUGCCUUAGCAUUCCAUUUAACUACAAAUGGUCAGUUGGGCAAGUAUUUCUGGACAAGCGGCAGCGAUUUGGCAGUGGAGGGUAAAUUUAUGUCGCUCAGCAAUGGACGCCCCAUGACCUACACGAAAAGGUCGGGUGGACAACCGGAUAAUGCGGGCAAUAAUGAGCAUUGCGUACAUCUCUGGAGUGUUAACAAUUUACUCCAUAUGAACGAUUAUCCAUGCACUGGAGAGGGUUAUCCCAUUUGUGAGCGGCGAAAACCGUCAAAGUGUUGUGAUGUUGAGAAUU
This is a messenger RNA of Rhagoletis pomonella (apple maggot), 619 nucleotides long. Its product is annotated as C-type lectin 37Da-like. The record is from RefSeq and is a predicted model, not a curated record. NCBI's taxonomy places the organism in Eukaryota, Metazoa, Arthropoda, Insecta, Diptera, Tephritidae.